GAGGAGAGAGGGGGCAGGGGCGCCGCGGGAGCCAGCGUCCCGCGUGCCAGGGGCCGAGCGGGGCCAGCCGGAGCCCCGGCGGGGCGGCGGGGGAGAGGACCCUUGCAGGCUCCGGCCCGGCUGUCGGCAGAGGCUCCGCACCAUUUCCCGACCCCCCGGGACUGUCCACUGCUGCUGCUGGAGGCCCGAGGGAAUGCGCUCCAGGUGGACACUGGUGCUCCCAAGCCAAGCCGGGAAGAUUGGCGCGCCCAGUCCCAGCCCUUCCUGGGGCCGUCGGAAGCUGCAAGCUGAUAUCCGUUCAGAUUUCCACAAAGCCUCCACCCCCUCGGAGACCGGCUUUCCUGCCUGUGGCGGCAGCUCCGGGAGCACCUGGCAGGAGUAUCCGUCCCUGCUGGGGACACCAGACGCGCUGCCCCACGACCAGGAGCCCUCCACGGUCAUGGCCACCUGACGCCUCACCUCAGACCAGGUUCCCUUCCCCUGCCCUGGACCCCGAAGGCCGGAGCCGGAAUGGGUCGUGAACAGGACUUGAUCCUCGCAGUCAAGAACGGAGAUGUGACUGGCGUUCAGAAACUGGUGGCCAAAGUCAAGGCCACAAAGACGAAGCUCCUCGGCUCCACGAAGAGGCUCAACGUCAACUACCAAGACGCGGACGGCUUCUCCGCCCUGCACCACGCUGCUUUGGGGGGCAGCCUGGAGCUCAUCGCUCUGCUGCUGGAGGCCCAGGCCACCGUCGACAUCAAGGACAGCAAUGGCAUGCGCCCGCUACACUAUGCAGCCUGGCAGGGCCGCCUGGAGCCCGUGCGGCUGCUGCUGCGGGCCUCGGCAGCGGUCAACGCCGCCUCGCUGGACGGGCAGAUCCCCCUGCACCUGGCUGCGCAGUAUGGACACUACGAGGUGUCGGAAAUGCUCCUCCAGCAUCAGUCCAACCCCUGCUUGGUCAACAAGGCCAAGAAGACGCCCCUGGAUCUGGCCUGCGAAUUCGGGCGGCUCAAGGUGGCCCAACUGCUACUGAACAGCCACCUGUGUGUGGCACUGCUGGAGGGCGAGGCCAAGGACCCGUGUGACCCCAACUAUACCACGCCCCUGCACCUGGCUGCCAAGAACGGCCACAGAGAGGUUAUCAGGCAACUCUUGAGAGCCGGGAUUGAGAUCAACCGCCAGACCAAGACCGGCACGGCGCUGCACGAGGCCGCCCUGUACGGCAAGACCGAGGUGGUGCGGCUGCUCCUGGAGGGAGGUGUGGACGUGAACAUCCGGAACACGUAUAACCAGACGGCACUGGACAUCGUGAACCAGUUCACCACCUCCCAGGCCAGCCGGGAGAUCAAGCAGCUACUGCGGGAGGCCUCGGGGGUCCUGAAGGUCCGGGCACUCAAGGAUUUCUGGAACCUCCACGACCCCACUGCCCUCAAUAUCCGGGCAGGGGACGUCAUCACGGUGCUGGAGCAGCAUCCUGAUGGCCGCUGGAAGGGCCACAUCCACGAGAGUCAAAGGGGCACGGACCGUGUGGGCUACUUCCCCCCGGGCAUCGUCGAGGUGGUCAGCAAGCGGGUGGGCAUCGCGGUGCCCCGCCUCCCCGCUGUGCCCACCCCGCUGCGCCCAGGCUUCCCCCGGACACCGCAGCCUGCUGACGACCCCCUGCACCCACUCACCUAUGGCCAGCUCCCUCGGGUGGGCCUCAGCCCGGACAGCCCAGCAGGUGACAGGAAUAGCGUGGGCAGUGAGGGCAGCGUGGGCAGCAUCCGCAGUGCUGGCAGUGGGCAGAGUUCUGAGGGCACCAAUGGCCAUGGCACCAGCCUCCUUAUUGAGAAUGCCCAGCCGCUGCCCUCUGCCGGAGAGGACCAGGCGCUGCCAGCACUGCACCCCCCAUCCCUGGCUGACAACGGGAGCUACCGACCUGUGGCCAGCUACCGCUCUGGGGAGCAGAUCUGCACCCAGGACGUGAGGCCGGAGCAGCUGCUGGAAGGGAAAGACGCCCAAGCCAUUCAUAACUGGCUGAGUGAGUUCCAGCUGGAGGGCUACACGGCCCACUUCCUGCAGGCCGGCUAUGACGUGCCUACCAUCAGCCGCAUGACGCCUGAGGACCUGACGGCCAUCGGGGUGACCAAGCCUGGGCACAGGAAGAAAAUCGCCUCGGAGAUUGCCCAGCUCAGCAUCGCCGAGUGGCUGCCCAACUACAUCCCGGCCGACUUGCUGGAGUGGCUGUGUGCGCUGGGGUUGCCCCAGUACCACAAGCAGCUGGUGAGCAGCGGCUACGACUCCAUGGGGCUUGUGGCCGACCUCACCUGGGAGGAGCUGCAGGAGAUUGGUGUCAACAAGCUCGGGCACCAGAAGAAGCUUAUGUUGGGGGUGAAGAGGCUGGCGGAGCUUCGGCGAGGCCUGCUACAGGGGGAGGCCCUAGGCGAAGGUGGGCGCUGGCCGGCCAAAGGUCCGGAGCUGAUGGCCAUCGAGGGGCUGGAGAACGGGGAGGGCCCAGCCGGGACUGGCCCACGCCUCCUCACCUUCCAGGGCAGCGAGCUGAGCCCAGAACUACAGGCAGCCAUGGCAGGGGGCGGCCCUGAGCCACUCCCCCUGCCCCCUGCUCGCUCCCCCAGCCAGGAGAGCAUCGGAGCCCGCUCACGGGGGUCUGGCCACUCACAGGAACACACUGCCCCCCAGCCCAGCGGAGGCGACCCCAGCACCCCCCAGGAAAGGAACCUUCCAGAGGGCACGGAGCGACCUUCUAAGCUCUGCUCCCCACUUUCUGGCCAAGGAGCCCCCCCUUAUGUUUUCAUGUACCCCCAGGGCUCGCCCUCCAGCCCGGCCCCAGGGCCACCUCCUGGUGCACCCCGGGCCUUCUCCUACUUGGCUGGCACCCCUGCCGCUCCCCCAGACCCACCUCGGCCCAAGCGCAGGUCCCAUAGCUUAAGCCGCCCUGGCCCUGCAGAGGGAGAGGCUGAAGGGGAGGCCGAAGGGCCGGUGGGCAGUGCCGUGGGCAGUUAUGCCACCCUUACCCGGCGACCAGGACGCAGCGCCCUCGCCCGCACCAGCCCUAGCCCGGCCCCAACGCGAGGGGCUCCUCGUAGCCAGUCCUUUGCUCUCCGGGCCAGGCGCAAAGGCCCCCCGCCCCCACCUCCCAAGCGCCUCAGCUCCGUCUCUGGCCCCACCCCGGAGCCAACGCCACUCGAUGGAAGCCCAGGCCCCAAGGAGGGGGCCCCAGGGCCCCGAAGACGGACACUGAGUGAACCAGCCGGUCCCCCAGAGCCUCCCUGCCUGCCUGCCCCACCUGGCCCCGCGUCGGACACAGAAGAGGAACCAGGCCCUGAGGGGACACCCCCAUCUCGGGGCAGCUCGGGAGAGGGGCUGCCAUUCGCGGAGGAGGGCAACCUGACCAUCAAACAGCGGCCGAAGCCAGCCGGCUCCCUGCCCCGGGAGACACCCGUACCCCUCGGCCUCGACUUCAACCUCACAGAGUCGGACACUGUCAAGCGGAGACCCAAGUGCCGGGAGAGGGAGCCGCUGCAGACGGCCCUGCUGGCCUUCGGGGUGGCCAGCGCCACCCCCAGUCCCUCUGACCCCCUGCCCUCCCAGGCCACCAGCGAGGCCCCCUCCCCAGCGUCCUCCGGCCCUCCCCAGGCCGAGCCUAGCAGCCUUCCGUCUCCAGGAGUUCCAGCGCCCCCUGCUCCCCACUCAGUCACUCAGCCCCCUGUGACCCUGGCACCCUCAUGCCCUGGGCCCAGUCUGGAAAACGCCACAGGCAGUCGGCGGAAUGGGGAGACCGAGCCCCCAGCUGCGCCUCCUGCUCUCCUCAAGGUGCCCGGAGCAGGAACCGCCCCCAAGCCUGUGUCGGUGGCCUGCACACAGCUGGCUUUUUCUGGCCCUAAGCUGGCUCCCCGGCUCGGCCCCCGCCCAGUACCCCCUCCCAGGCCUGAGAACACCGGGGCUGCAGGCCCAGGCCAGGCCCAGCAGAGGCUGGAGCAGACCAGCUCGUCCUUGGCAGCAGCACUGAGGGCCGCAGAGAAGAGCAUUGGCGUGGAGGAGCGUGAGGGCCCCCCGGGCACCUCCACCAAGCACAUCCUGGACGACAUCAGCACCAUGUUCGACGCCCUGGCUGACCAGCUGGACGCCAUGCUGGACUGAACACGACCGCCUGUGGCCCUCAGCGGUGCCCAACGUGACCAGCGGUGUCCCCGGCCUGUGCCCUGGCAUGGAAGAGUUCCUCCACCCUGGAGACGGAGGCGUGGGCCAGGCUGAAGCCUGUCCUUGUGGCUGUGAGCACAAGGCUGGUGGGGCAGUCCUGUGGCAGGGGCCCAGGGGACUUGUCAGCCUCCGCCAGCUGAGGGGCCCCUACUGCAGAGCCCCUCCCGUGUCGUCUGACCAGGCUUGGGGUCCUGGGGACGGGGGUGCUUUACCUGCCCCACCCCCUGUCUCGAGUCCGUGUGCCAAGGGACACCUCUGGCCGCCGGCCGUGCUGCCCUAGCACUCAGGCUUUGGCAGGAGGCAGCGUGCCUGGCUGGGCCACCCCCCACUCCCACGCAGGCGCACAUAGGACGUGCCCUCCUGGCCAGCUCCUGCCCCGCCAUCCCUCUGGGAGGCCGGCAGGAUCAGCAGAUGCCUCACACACCUUCCCAGAGUCCAGACUUUUUCAACUGUAAAUGUUAUUUUUUAAGCAGAGAGAAGUGCAUAUAUUUUAAA
Molecule: messenger RNA, 4677 nt
Organism: Lepus europaeus (European hare)
Lineage: Eukaryota; Metazoa; Chordata; Mammalia; Lagomorpha; Leporidae
Gene: CASKIN2
Product: CASK interacting protein 2
Exons: 20
Coding region: 511-4122 (1203 amino acids)
Molecular function (GO): protein binding
Source: RefSeq, a predicted model, not a curated record